Molecule: messenger RNA, 2996 nt
Organism: Phragmites australis (common reed)
Lineage: Eukaryota; Viridiplantae; Streptophyta; Magnoliopsida; Poales; Poaceae
Exons: 2
Coding region: 145-2574 (809 amino acids)
Source: RefSeq, a predicted model, not a curated record
UUUAUCCGCAACAACAGACUGGAUUACCAAUUGUUCUUCCAUACCAAAGGUGCUGUUAGACCUCUGGGCAGGAAUGGGCUGAUCGUCAUCGUAUAUCAUUCCAAUAUUGUGAACUACUGGAUCGCAACAAUAACGAAGGGAUACAUGUUGGCCUAUCGAGCGCUCAUAGCAAUGCUAAUAAUAGUUGUUCCACCUGUAAUUUGCAUGUUUCGGUUUUCAGGAGCUCUAAGAUUACUCCCUAAAUGGCUACGCCCUGUCACAUUGCUAUACAGCCCCUUGGUUGCAAUCCUAUUGAUGAUUCCUUCAAUAGCCAUUUUCACCACCAAAAACACAAUGGCCAAGUGGAUAGUGUUCCUACUGCUAUUUCUACCAGUGCUUCUUCUUACAAUCACCAGGCUACGUUCCCCAAGAAUUAUCAAACUAGUAGAUAACGCUUUGGGCAGUAAAAAGGUAUUUUGGCAGCGACGGAUUUUGAACUUAUGCAUGUUUUCUGCGCUAGUGAUGUUGGUGUUCAUGCCUGAUGAUCCAGUUGAUCAAGCGGCAGUGUUCAUAUUCUUAUUAUAUGCUGUAGUGGUUGUGUCAUUUGGCAACUUACAGAUUCCCGCAGCGGCCGCUCGAGUCGGGCUCACACUGUGGCGCCUUAUAGAACAUAACUAUUACGGUGAUAAUGAAAACGAUCCUGCCAAGACAAACCUCGAACCAUCUCUGGAUAUCUUAUACGGGAUAGUGCUCAGCCAAGGAAUACUCUACCUUGUGGCCUGCAUUGUCGAGAUUUUCUCGUUCAUCCCUCGGAGAUCUCUUGUCCGUCGUGGUGGGUUCAGAGACCAGUGGGGGGUGGAGUCUGUCAAUCUGUACUAUGGAUAUGCUUUGGAGAAAUGCAUGGAAAGGGAUGUUCUUGCUAAAAAGAAGAUCUGCCUCAGCAGCUUUGCCAUGGACUCUCUAGACUCAGACUCACCAAAGAUGCGGCUCCAUGGGAUUCGGAUGAUGCACUGCCUUCUGCAGGGGGAGCCAACCAGAACACUGCUCCUUUCAAAGCUCACCACUCGUACAGGUACAAUAGCUAGAUUGAUCAGCAUGCUGGAGUGGACGAGUCCAAGUGAAACGACUAUCAGAUUAUUUGCUGCAAAGGUCACUGCUGAGCUUGCAAAGAGCCUUCGAGUUAACGGUGUCGCUAUCCCGGGGACAGUGCAGGUUGUAUCUGCACUUUUGGAUACUGAUAGCAAACAUAAAAGAGGACACCCACUUCUGGACGUUAUUGAUGGCGAACAGGAACAAAUACAUGAUUCAGAGAACAAAGAGGAAAUACAGAAUGCAGUUCUAGAUAGUGGUAACCUGCUGGAGACACAAGACCGCUCAACCCAUCAAGUUGGCAUAGCCGAACAUAGCUCCUGGAUACUCAGAUGGUGGCGAAGGAUUUCUAAAUUCUGGUCAGUUCCCCAGGAGGAACCGUUGACAGAGCAGGAUCUUCUACCCGCACUGGGCAUGUCAAUUCUCGACGGCCUUGCUGGUUGUGAUCAGGAAAAUUGUGUGGAAAUCAGCAGAGCAAGCAGUCUCAUCUCAAAGAUCGUAGGAUUCACAAGCUACUGCACAAGUGACACGAUAUAUACCGACGCUCAACGGAAGGCUCUAAUGAAGUCAUCAAUGAAGCUGUUGCACAGUCUUACAAGCAUCGACGGAGAAAUCGGCAUAACACUGCGGCACAAGAUAUCUAAGCAUCCCUUCCUACUGAGAAAUCUUGCAGAUAUCCUCGGAGACAGCCUAAGCAGCCAAGAGUUGAGGAAGCUAGUGGCAGGAACCCUUAGGAACCUUGCCGUCGAUGGGAACGCAAGGGAAGCAAUUGGGCGCAUCCAAUCGAUUAUGACCAGGCUGAUGCAGGCAUUUCUCAGUCCAGACGGACCAUCUAGUACAGAUGAUGAUCAGUUGCUACGGAAGGUCGCCGGGCAAGCACUGGCAAUGUUGGCAAUGGAGAGUGUCAACAACUGUCUGGCCAUGUUAAGGGAACCAGGGUAUGAAUUCAUUAAGGUACUCACAAGUAUGAUCUAUGUUGAUAGGUACAGAUGCGUGGCAGCAAGUCUGUUGCGCAGUAUGAUCCUGCACGCUCGGCCCGAGCUUAAAGAGACGGACCUGAAGGAACUGUCCUACAGCUUGCGAGAGGUGCUGGAAAGAACACUCCUCUCAGAGGGCGCAGAACUAGAGAUCCACAUUGGCCUUAGUUCACAGAUAUCUAAAGCCAUUCCUGGGGAGUUUUUCCGAGAACUAGAGCACGGUCAGAUUAAGGAAACAUUUGUGAAGCGGCUCGUCGACGCGCUGAAUGCAAACAAGGAACCCGGUGCCGAUUGCCCCGGGAUCAGGAGGAUGCUACUCGAGCAAGCCAUAAACUUGAUGGAGUACGACUCUCGCUACGCGAACCGCUUCAACGAUCUUCGCAUGGCCGACGUGCUGUCGUUGGUGGAAGAGACGGCCUCGGAGGUUGAGAACUACAACCUCUUCCUGGGAGAUGCAGGGCUCAUGGAGACCGGCCAGACUUUGUCCUCUCUUGUGGCGAGGGCUAAACAGCUGCUGGCCGUCCGUUGAACUUUGCCGCCAUCAGGUAUCCAGUUCAUGGCUAUCUAAAAGCAUACUAUGUGGGGGAUGAUAGUCUAUUUAUUAUGCAGUUUGCUCUAGUUUUGCGUAUCCAAACAUGUUUGCUUAAUAUAACUAUUAUGUAAUAAUGAAUCAGGUUGUGUGUAUCGUACGGUGCAGAGGCUAGAAACUUUUUCCCAUUAUCUUAAAAAAAAAGUCCAGUUCAUGGCUGUGAUGGGUACAUGCUCCUUUUGAGUCUUUUUUUUUUCUUUUACUUGAGUUGCUAGGGCAAGAGUUGUUGCUGUGAAAGUGUGUCCCAGAUCCGAGGUGUUGUUUCCCUUUUGUGCUGGUGGUGGUGUGUAGGUUUUGCUAAUUGUGAACGUUACUAUUUGCAUAUGUGAAAGUUAAUAAAAGUAUUGGUGCUAUUAUUGUUA